AUGACCGAGACCAACAGCUCACGGAGCAACGUUGUCGAUGAGAUCAGAAACGGGACAACUCGCUGGCACGCUAACAAAGAUCUGGGUGGCUAUAUUCUAACAGCCAUAGAGAUCUUCACUAACUGUUUCCUUAUCAAUACUGUAUGCCUGUUUGGAGUGGUCGGAAACAUUCUCAACGUUGUUGUUUUGUGUAAGCACGGAUUUCGAGAAACAACCAAUAUCAUCCUGGUGUCGCUAUCAGUGUCUGACCUCAUGUUUUGUAUCAUCGUGCCUGUAACCAAAGUCCGAAUGAUGUUUAGUUUUUUCAGCCUGGAUUUAUCAGUUUCAGUCCAUACUUUUGUGACGGUUUUCCUGUUUAUGCCUAAGUACGUCUGUCUGGCCAGUAGCUGCUGUUAUGUCUCAAUAAUUGCAGUGGAACGUUUCAUCGCAGUAUUCUUUCCAUUCCACGCAUCGAAGAUCUUCACACGACACAGCAUGCGGUUGAUGUGCAUAUGUGUUCCGAUUAUCACAGCCUGUUCAAUGUUCCCUACUUUUUUCGCUUUAAAGUAUGAAUGGGUCUUUGAUUUCAGAUGGAACAAAACCACUGCUUUUAUGCAAUACACUAACUUUUACAUAGCUCAUCAAGCGUUUAUUGAUACCUACGUUUGGGUUGGAUUAAGCAAUGGGUUCUGCGCUACAAGUAUAACCAUUGUUACAGUCUGUUGCCUGGCCAUUGGAUUUAAGUUAACUAAAGCAGCCAUAAAACGAGAACAAAUGACACGCAAGGCUGUAGGCAAGGAGAAAGUAGUCAAAAUGUUGGUGACCGUAUGUCUUAUAUACAUUUCGGUCUCCAUACCAACCCUUGCUUUAUAUUCAUAUUAUCAACCCAGUUUUAUUUUUAUUUCACCAUUAUACGAGCUUGUUGAUAAUUUUGGAGUUCUUUUGAGCAGUAUUAACGCAUCAGCCAAUUUUGUCGUCUAUGUGACUAUGUCUGAUAAAUUUGCCAACACUUACAGAAAGAUGCUAGCAUGCUCAAGAACGCCAAUACUGAAGAAUAACAGAGGAUCCUUAUCGAAAAGAAUAAUUUAA
This is a messenger RNA of Candidula unifasciata, 1068 nucleotides long. The record is from the annotation of a GenBank genome assembly. Lineage: Eukaryota; Metazoa; Mollusca; Gastropoda; Stylommatophora; Geomitridae.